This is a messenger RNA of Oryza sativa Japonica Group (Japanese rice), 1560 nucleotides long. The record is from RefSeq and is a predicted model, not a curated record. NCBI's taxonomy places the organism in Eukaryota, Viridiplantae, Streptophyta, Magnoliopsida, Poales, Poaceae.
CAGCCUCCUCCGAUCUCACGACCACCACCAACCCACGCAACCUACGCUAGGGUUGAGCCCGCGGCGGCGAACGGCUAUCUCGCCACGGCGGUGGUGUCCAGGAUCGCGGAGGCGCAGCACCUGCCCUAUGCGUACGGCGCGCCGCCGCGUGUUGGAGAACUUGGGGGUGGAUCGUGCCCUCACUCGCCAUCCUCUUUCGUGGUGAUAAGCGGCUCGGAGUUGGAAUCCCCCGGAAGGAUCAUGGGCGGAUUCCAAUUCCUUGAGGCGCCCUCCGACCGCUCCGACUCAAGCGUGUCCUCGCUUGUUCCAACAUCGCCUGCGCCUGCUCGGUUAAUGGCUCGUGACACAACAAAAUCACGUGAACCUCGGGUCAAUCCACAAGUUCGUCUUGCACAGGCCAAAAGGUUUGCAGAGGGUGCCUUGGAGCACUACAACAGAAGGAAGAAGGACAAGUUUGAGCUCGUGGAUGCCGUGCCUUGUAUUGGUAUACCUGAGCCACACUGUAUUUACACCCACAUCAACUUCACUGCCAGGUCCAGCAAGAAGGGUUCGCAGGAACUACUUUUCUUCGCAGAGCUUUACCACUGUCAGAGAAGGCAGGAAGUCUUCACCGCAAGGUUGAGCAAGAAAGGUUCACGGGGAGAACCUUCCAACGCUGGCAGAAGUCUGGUUCAGAGAGGCUUCGUUGUGACUUGUUGUGAGCCAUUGGGUCCCGAUUCUAUGGUUGGGCGUAAGCUUCUCGAGCGUGAUGAUACUAAGGUGGUGAGGAAGAACACCGAUUUCACCUACUGCUACGGCUGUCCGCAGAUGAUAUCCCAUCCCAAGGGUGAAAUGUAUAUCGCUGGACACUGUAACAUUCCGCACGUUUAUGAGGGUGUGCGUUAGUAUCGCUGCAAUGCUAAUAUGCUCGAGGACUAAUCACUGCAACACUAUCUGUGCCACUCAAUUAUAAGUAGACCAUCUUCGAGUGCUAAAGUCUCGUGGAGUCAGGAGAGAGUUGGACUACAAGAAGGGGAACAUUACUGCCAAACGAUUCAAGAUAUCACGAUUUUAUGAAUUUUGCAAUGUGAACCAAAUCAAUGAUGAUGGCGUUCCGUGUGGCUUGGAUCAACAUAAUGUCAAAGGAACAAUAAACAACUUUCUAAGCAAAACAAUGAUGAUUGCCUCAUUUCCGGUAAGCUACAACUGCUAUGAUUUUGAAGAUAGAUUUGAACACGUCUACCAGUAUGAUAUAAAUGAUCCAGUAUGUGAAAAUGAUGGAACAGAUCGGAUCAUUACACAAGCUGCUGUCAUUUACUGGCUUCGGGUUUGAGGAAAAUACUCCUUAUUGUUACUUUUUAGAUUGUAACGGUGAAAGGUUUGGUAAGAAGAGAUAUGGCAGAAUAUCACCUAGCAGCAUAAUUAGACUCUUAUGGUUUUGACGUUGUUGUUGAUUAGGUGUACUACUUAUGAAGAUUCAACGUAUUUUGCCAACUAUGUAAAUAAAUGUGUAUUUUGCCAACUAAAUCUGUGUAAAUAAAUAAAUAUGGGAUGAAUAUGAACACUUCAGUUGACGGUCUA